UAAAACUAAUAAAAUAUGUAAAAAUAAUCUAUACUAUCCUUAAUAUUUUUCCUUUUAUUAAUAUAAUUUAAUGCCGAAGUAACAAAAAUAACGAUUUUUUCCGAUGUAGUAAAAAAUCUUAAAUAAAAUCCUAAUUCACUUAUAACUUUAAUGGUAACUCGUUUAAAAGAAUGCGAUAGAUGUAAAAUAGGUAAUGAAGUCUUACAUUAAUACGCCGAAUUAACUGACGGUAUAGUCCUUACAUAUUUGCUUGAUUGUGAAAAAAUAUGGGAAGUAGAAUAAGAUAGAGUCCGUAUUCCUGCCUGUGACCCUAUAAGAAGACAAGAAUUACCAAAUUUGACAUUUUUCUAACCCGAUUAUAGCGAAUUGGAUAUAUAUAAUAAAAAGAACAAAAAAAUACACAAAGAUAUACCGUAUUAAGGUGUUUUUAGUCCUGAUGCUCUUAUAUAAAGAACUAAGGAAUUAAUACCUUUUUUUUAAAAGAUGUCUCUAAUAUGAAAGAAUUGAAUUAAUUUUUGGAUAAUAAGAAUAUUCCAAUAAAAGCUCUUCUUUUAAACGACGAAGAAUAUCCUCCUUUAUAUUUUAAAUCUUUAAGCAGUGUAUAUAGAGGAUAAGUUGAUUUUGCUUGUGUAGAUGGUGAUAAUAAAAAAAUAAGAAAUAAAUAUGGAGUCAAAGAUAUACCAAAGUUAAUUGUUUUGAAAUUAUAAGAGGAUAAUUAGAAAUAUUAGGUUAAUAUUUUUGAUGGUGAAUUGAACAUUAGAGAAACUAAGGAAUUUAUUAAAAAAUAUACUGACGAGAUUGAGUCUUCUAAAAAAAAAGAUAAUAAAUAAAAAGGAAUUUAUUAUGAUAUUAGUGAAGAAAUAGAAAUUUUGAAUAUUUAAUCAAAUUAAAUAGGUAAUAUAGUGAUGAAAAAAAAUAAAGAAAUAUUAGUUUUAUUAUAACUAU
Ichthyophthirius multifiliis is the source of this 945-nucleotide messenger RNA. RefSeq lists its product as hypothetical. The transcript is spliced from 2 exons. The record is from RefSeq and is a predicted model, not a curated record. NCBI's taxonomy places the organism in Eukaryota, Ciliophora, Oligohymenophorea, Hymenostomatida.